This is a messenger RNA of Papaver somniferum (opium poppy), 2255 nucleotides long. Its product is annotated as putative clathrin assembly protein At5g57200. Bases 208 to 1968 code for a protein of 586 amino acids. Lineage: Eukaryota; Viridiplantae; Streptophyta; Magnoliopsida; Ranunculales; Papaveraceae. Gene Ontology annotation, cellular component: clathrin-coated vesicle; clathrin-coated pit. Gene Ontology annotation, molecular function: phosphatidylinositol-4,5-bisphosphate binding; clathrin heavy chain binding; 1-phosphatidylinositol binding. Gene Ontology annotation, biological process: clathrin-dependent endocytosis; clathrin coat assembly; vesicle budding from membrane. The transcript is spliced from 15 exons. The record is from RefSeq and is a predicted model, not a curated record.
GAGAGAGUGUGUACGAGGUAAAACAAAAUGAGAGAAUAGAAUAGAGGUGGUUGGUUGUUGUUUGAUUUUUCACACAAAAUCCAAAAUUAACCAGAGAAAAUAAAGAAAAAAACCAGAAAUCAUUCUCUCUCUCUCUGGGAUUCAUAAUUGUAUUAUAGAUUUGUUGUUUCGUCGAUUUAAAUCCUUCUGUGAGGGUCUUACUUGUUAAUGGGGACGCUUCAGAGCUUGAGAAAAGCAUAUGGAGCGCUCAAAGAUUCCACCAAAGUUGGCCUUGCUAAGGUCAAUAGUGUAUUCAAGGAUUUGGAUAUUGCCAUUGUUAAAGCAACAAAUCAUGUGGAGAGUCCUCCUAAGGAAAGACAUGUUAGAAAAAUCUUUUCCGCGACUUCUGUUGUUCGUCCACGGGCAGAUGUAGCUUAUUGUAUUCAUGCAUUGUCAAGAAGAUUGAAUAAGACCCGCAAUUGGAUCGUUGCAUUGAAGACAUUGAUAGUUAUUCAUAGGACAUUGAGAGAGGGCGAUCCAACGUUUAGAGAAGAGUUGUUGAACUACUCACAUAGAGGACAUGUUCUUCAAAUAUCCAAUUUCAAGGAUGAUUCGAGUCCUCUUGCUUGGGAUUGCUCUGCAUGGGUUCGAACGUAUGCACUCUUUCUAGAAGAACGACUGGAGUGCUUCCGAAUUCUAAAAUAUGACAUAGAAGCAGAACGUUGGACUAAAUCACAGAAAAUGGCCAAGGGUCAUAGCAGAACAAGGCUUCUAAGUAGAGAGGAUCUAUUGGAACACCUCCCUGCACUGCAGCAACUGCUAUACCGGCUUAUUGGUUGCCAGCCUGAAGGAGGAGCAUAUCAUAACUAUCUUAUUCAGUAUGCAUUGGCUCUGGUACUAAAAGAGAGCUUCAAAUUGUAUUGUGCUGUCAAUGAUGGCAUUAUCAAUCUCAUGGAUUUGUACUUUGACAUGACAAGACACGAUGCAGUUAAAGCUCUCAAUAUCUACAAAAGAGCUGGUCAACAGGCUGAACACCUUGCUGAUUUUUACGAGUUCUGCAAGGGGUUGGAUUUGGCUAGGAACUUCCAGUUUCCAACUUUGAGACAGGUUUUUCUUCAUUUGCCACCCCCAUCAUGUCUUGCAGCAAUGGAAGAUUACAUAAGAGAAGCACCUCGUACCGGGUCUGUUUCAAAUAAAAGACUGGAAUAUCAUGAGAAAGAACAAGUAGAGGAGAAACAAGAAGAACCUUCACCAUCAGAGGAGGAAAAACCUCCAGAACCAGAAGAACAAAAGCCAGUUGUAGAGGAAGAACCACCUCAACCGGAACCCAAGCCUGAACCUGAACCUGCUCCUCUUAUAGAUACAGGAGAUUUUCUGGGUCUAAGUGAGAUAAAUCCCAAAGCUGCGGAACUUGAAGAAAGCAAUGCACUUGCCCUUGCCAUUGUUCCACCAGGAGGUGGUCCUCAGACAAAUCCAGGAAUGUUAGACUUCGGAGGCACAAAUGGGUCAGGAUGGGAGCUAGCACUUGUUACCCAUCCUAGCAGCAACACCGCCCAUGUUGCUGAGAGCAAAUUGGGCGGCGGGUUCGAUCAACUAUUACUUAACAGCUUAUAUGAAGAUGCAACGAGGAGACAACAGCAGCAACAUCAACUACAACAACAACAGCAACAAAACAUAGGUUAUGGUUAUGGAAUGGGAGGUGGUAUGCAAAGCCCAUAUGAUCCAUUUUCAAUGUCAAACAAUGUAGCCCCUCCACCUAAUGUUCAGAUGGCUUUAAUGGCUCAACAACAACAGCAACAGCAAAUGAUGUUUCACCAACAACAAAUGCAACACCAUCAACCACAGCAACCUCUGAUGUUAAUGCCACCACAACAACAGUACUUACCACAGUAUCCGCAACAACAAAUGGGAUCGUCUAACCCAUUCGGUGAUCCAUUUACAUUCCCUCAACAACCCGCGCCGCCACAAGGGCACCAGGGUUUGAUCUAAUAAUGGCUAGUUUUUUUGGUUUUUUUUUUUAAUCGCAUUACAUUGAUUCUUUUAUUCGUCGAGGAAGUUUUAAGAGGUGAAAAGAAUAGGUGGAAAAUUUGUUGUUCAUUUUUUUUUUGUUGUUGUUGUUGUAAAGUUUUAACUAAAGGGGCUCUUAUUGUAUGCUCAAAAUAGCAAAUGUAGUUACUUUACUUUACCCUUCCCUAUACUGACAUCUGAAACAGAUGCUAAAAUCCAUUGCUUAAACAUUGGUAACUUAAUGUAUUUAUUCAUAAUUCUUUUGUCAA